Molecule: messenger RNA, 2296 nt
Organism: Leptidea sinapis
Lineage: Eukaryota; Metazoa; Arthropoda; Insecta; Lepidoptera; Pieridae
Product: pseudouridine-5'-phosphate glycosidase
Exons: 10
Coding region: 3-2126 (707 amino acids)
Molecular function (GO): kinase activity; pseudouridylate synthase activity
Source: RefSeq, a predicted model, not a curated record
UAAUGGCGAAAAUGCUUAACUUUCUCCGGAGUUCCCACUACGGCUUCUAUUCAAGAAAUACGAGGCGUUUUAGUCACUCGACCCUCGUAUACUCCGAAGAGGUGAAGUGCGCGAUAACAGAAAAUAAACCCAUCGUUGCCCUGGAAUCUACUAUAAUAACGCAUGGAAUGCCCUAUCCUCAGAACGUGGAGACAGCGCUUGAAGUCGAAAAUAUCAUUCGAGAACAAGGAGCUGUUCCAGCAACUAUUGCCAUACUAAAAGGACAGCUACAUAUCGGACUUACGAAACCCCAGCUAGAGAAUUUUGGGAAGCAGAAAGGAGUUAUAAAAACAUCUAGACGAGAUUUAGCCUUUGUGGUCGCUGACAAAUUAAAUGGAGCCACAACAGUGGCUGGAACAAUCAUUGCAGCUGAACUAGCUGAUAUUCCUGUAUUUGUAACUGGGGGAAUAGGUGGAGUACACAGAGACGGCGAAAAUACAAUGGAUGUGUCUGCAGAUCUCACAGAACUCAGUCGAAGCAAAACUUUAGUUGUGUGCAGCGGAGUCAAAUCAAUACUCGAUAUUGGGAAAACACUUGAAUACUUGGAAACCCACGGUGUAACAGUUUGUGCAUUCGGUGAUUCGAAGGAAUUUCCAUCGUUUUACACGAGGCGAUCUGGUUUUGAAGCACCUUACAAUGUGAUAGACGCAACGCACGCAGCGCGCGUGAUGAAAGCAGCUCGCGACUUACAUCUCUCCUCUGGCAUCGUGGUUGCUGUGCCGAUCUGUGAAAAGGACGCAAUGAACGAUAAGGUGAUCGAAGAAGCAAUAGAAAAUGCUUUGCGUGAGGCCAACCAGAGAGGGAUUCGUGGUAAAGAAAUUACACCAUACCUACUGGCGGCAGUCUCCGCAGCAACUGGUGGAGCAUCUUUAGGAGCUAAUAUAGCGUUAAUAAAAAAUAACGCGAAGGUCGGAGCCGAUAUAGCGGUGCAGUACCAAAAGUUGAGAAAUAACUGUAGUUCUGAAGAGGGUCAUAAAAUGGGAAAUAAUCCACAAUUCCAUGUGCCUUCUAGAAAUAUGCACACAACGCCUAGAGGCGUGAUAAAAGAAAAUGGAUUUGUUUGUUUUCCAACACAGUUGGAACGAGGCGAUGUUCUUGUGAUCGGCGGAGCGAAUGUCGACCGAACCUACAGGAUAUCCGAAGAAAAAAUCCAGCUGGAUGGCAGUACCCAUGCAAGUAAAAUGGAACACUGCGCCGGCGGGGUCGCACGCAACAUUGCUGAAGCGCUAUGGCGCCUGCAGAACGGACGUACUAAACUACUCACGGCAUUGGGGGAGGACACUGAUGGCGUGUUCAUACAAAACCUCAUUCCAGGACUUGUACUGGACGGUUGCGUAGUAAAAGGCCACCGAACUGCAACGUAUUCUGCCGUUUUCGACAAAAACGGUGAUUGUGUCAUUGGCAUGGGAGAUAUGGAUAUCCAUAAUAAUAUAUCAAUAGAAAUGGUUGACAUGCACUAUGACAUUAUGGCAAAUGCACCUUUAGUGGUCAUCGAUGGCAAUAUACCACAAAACACGAUGGAUUACGUCCUACAAGAGUGUCGCAAGCUCAACAAGCCAGUUUUCUUCGAGCCAACAGACAGAAGGAAAGCGAUAAGACCUCUUAUUAAUCGCCAUCAACUUACGUACGCGUCGCCGAAUUUAGCAGAACUAAAAGCGAUGGCUCAACAAUUAGCAGAACUACCUGAUAAGCUUGAUGGUUCUCGUAUAGAAAUCGAUGAGGUUUCUGGGAUUGCUAAACUAACACAGAAAUUAACUAAAAAUGUACAAAAUAUAAUAAUUACAAUGGGUUCAAGAGGAGUUAUAGUUGUUGGUCGUAACGACUAUAAAUCCGAUCAAGGGAACACACUAUCUCUUCGUUUUUAUGAAACGAACCCAUUAAAAAAUGUUGAGAACGUUUCUGGAGCUGGCGAUUGCUUUGCAAGUGGAUAUAUUUAUGGCCUCUUAUGUAAUCUCACGGAGCCGGAGUGCGUUAGUUUAGGUUUUGAAACCGCAAACAGUGCUCUAUUUUGCAAAACAACCGUACCCGUUACUUUAACAGUGCCACAAAAUUUUAGUGGUGCUAAAUGUAACAUUUUUCAAUUUUAAUGCUUAGAUUAAGGAUUGGUCUUCGCUGCGCUCUAACUAGAAACCGUAGUCGCAAGGUGCGGCAACUAAUACUACGCCCAAGUGGGCGUACUCAAGCCAGUCUCGAACAAUUUAUUUUUACUAUAGGAUUUCCACCACAGCACUAGGUACUUGGAACACACCCACAUUGC